Populus euphratica (Euphrates poplar) is the source of this 2320-nucleotide messenger RNA. It is a transcript of the gene AGL15, whose product is annotated as AGAMOUS-like 15. The transcript is spliced from 8 exons. Gene Ontology annotation, cellular component: nucleus. Bases 293 to 1063 code for a protein of 256 amino acids. Lineage: Eukaryota; Viridiplantae; Streptophyta; Magnoliopsida; Malpighiales; Salicaceae. Gene Ontology annotation, biological process: positive regulation of transcription by RNA polymerase II. Gene Ontology annotation, molecular function: DNA-binding transcription factor activity; RNA polymerase II transcription regulatory region sequence-specific DNA binding; protein dimerization activity. The record is from RefSeq and is a predicted model, not a curated record.
GAGCCAUGCAAACUCGCCGUUUGUAGCCCUCUCUCUCUCUCUGGCCAUUUGUGUCAAUAAAAACGCGCUAUCUCUCUCCCUCUUGGCCCUCCUUCUCUUCUCUUUUCUAUAUUUAGCAACCCAAAAUAAAGCCCCUUUCUUUUUAUCUAGAGAAAUUAAGAAAGCUAAGUCCUCUGCUUUUCUUUUAAAACCUGACCAUCGACAUUGGUUCUUGAUUUCAAAGACUCAGGUUUUUUGGUUUCUUAGGGGUUUUUGAUCAAUUGGGUCUUUGUGUUUUCAAGAGAAAAUUAUAAUGGGGAGAGGAAAGAUUGAAAUUAAGAAGAUUGAGAACGCAAAUAGCAGGCAAGUCACGUUUUCAAAAAGAAGAGCCGGGUUGCUUAAAAAGGCUCAAGAGCUUGCCAUUCUCUGUGAUGCUGAGGUUGCUGUAAUUGUUUUCUCAAACACUGGCAAGCUUUUUGAGUUUUCCAGUUCUGGCAUGAAGAGAACACUUUCGAGAUAUAACAAGUUCUUAGAUUCCCCAGAGCAGCCUAAAAUAGAAUACAAGGCUGAGAAACCAGAUUUGAAAGAGGUCGAUGUUCUAAAAGAAGAAAUUGCAAAGCUACAAGUGAAACAGUCGCGACUUUCGGGAAUGGACCUGACUGGAUUGAGCUUAAAAGACUUGCAACAACUAGAAAAACAGUUAAAUGAAGGGUUGUUAUUCGUGAAAGAGAAAAAGGAGCACUUACUGAUGGAACAAUUAGAGCAAUCAAGAGUACAGGAACAGCGGGCCAUGCUGGAGAAUGAAACUUUGCGCAGACAGAUUGAGGAGCUUCGAGGUUUCUUUCCAUCAACUGAUCAUCCAGUCCCACCUUAUCUUGAAUGCUAUGCGACAGAAAGGAAGAAUUCUCCCAUAGACAAUGGCGCCACAAGCCCUCCUGUAGCCCACUAUAUUUGCUCCAUUGAGAAAGUCGAUUCAGACACAACUUUGCAUUUAGGGCUGCCUACUGACACCAAUCGCAAGAGGAAAGCACUAGAAGGAGAAAGCCAUUCCAAUGAUUCAGAUAGUCGACUGAGCCUGCUGUAAAUUUAUCCUUCUUGCCGUUCUCCUUUAAUGUUAAUAUAGCCAACAAAACUGAAAAGAAUAUGCCGCAGUUGACCAAAGUUUCUCUUGAGACAUCAGUUAGGCCAAUCAAAAGAUAAUCAUGAAAUUUGUGGCUUGCGGAUAUUGCUUUUAUAGGAGAAAAGACUGAACUUUCCAGUGAGGCAGAAAGAAAAGAACUGUAGUUGGUUUGCCUAAAUUUGAGAUGGCAUGUAGUGCUUAGUUUCUUGCAAUGACUAAAAUGAUGAACUUAGCUUUUCCAUAUAGUACAUGAGACGAAGGUUCACACUUCUUCAUCCAAUCAUUUGAACUUGUUGUGAGAUUAAAAAAAUGCCUUGAUAUCUUAUUGUUACCAAGCAUUGCAGUGAUGACUUGAGCCUGGGCGAGCCGCCUGGGUGGGAACGCCUCUGACCAGCUACACCACACCCCUCUUCGUUAUUUUCCAGCCUGUUAAUAGAUGUAGAAACCUGCAUCGCAUCUGCUCUUACUGGAUAAAUAUCGACUGUGUGGGUGAGAUCACGGAGACAAUUUUCACAAGUAUUUAAUAAUUCGAAGUUCAUAACAACGGAAAAAGGCGUUCUAACACUUACAAACGAUUCUUUAGCUACAAUCAGAAUAAUACAAUCAAAUAAUACAACCUAUAUGCAGAGGAUCAACAUAACUAUUGUUUCGUAUGUCGAAUGCCGUCAAGCAAUUCAUUUCUUCCAGCCAAUAUUUCGGAGAAGAGAGAGUUUACUUCCUUGUCCAAACCAUCCAGCAGCUGCUCGAAUGCUUUCAAUCUUCUCUGCAUCUCCUCAGCUCGAUAACUUACCUUUUCAUUAGCUGUGGCCGCUGCAAUACAAUCUGCUGCAUCUUUCAGCUCUUUAACCUCCUUUAACACAACCCCUCUAUCCAUUACUGCUUCAGAAAUACUCAUGUCCAGUUUGAUCACUGAAGAGUUAGAGAACAUCCCAGUAGUCGAUUUUCUCAUCUCCAAGAAUGCCCUGGCAUCACCAGACAGACCAGCCAAUAGAACAUAACAUACCCAGAAUCCCACACUGUUUAAUUCAAUCAAAGCUUGAUCAAUGAUCCAUUCCUCACCAGAGCAGGGUCUUUCUUUCUCAUCGUCAAUGUUGUCUUGGCCUUUGAAAUUCUUGAUUGAACUGUUGAACUUGAUUGCCUUGAUAUGCUCAAUUGCCGAAGAAGGUGAACUCCCCAGGAGGCUCAAAGAAUGAGCCAAAGAAAGCCGAACUUUUUCUAAAU